Pimephales promelas (fathead minnow) is the source of this 2552-nucleotide messenger RNA. RefSeq names its product protein interacting with cyclin A1 (gene proca1). Gene Ontology annotation, molecular function: A2-type glycerophospholipase activity. NCBI's taxonomy places the organism in Eukaryota, Metazoa, Chordata, Actinopteri, Cypriniformes, Leuciscidae. Gene Ontology annotation, biological process: phospholipid metabolic process; arachidonate secretion. The record is from RefSeq and is a predicted model, not a curated record.
AUGAAUCCCCGGCCGCGGGCGGCAGACAAGAAGCCGGUCCUCGACGAACAGAAGAGGACAAGGUGCUGUCUGACUCUCCGUGGUGCUGAAGUGCCGCCCGCCGCGAUGUGGUCCGUGUUUUUCGUGUUCCUGUCUUAUCUAGACAGGAACUUUGUGAAAGGCGAAUUCUUAAGCCAAUCUUUAGAUUCCGAAAAAGAGAGCAAAGAGCUCUUUUACAUGCUCAACAACACUCUUUGCGCCAAAAGUUCAGUUGUCGGAGAGUAUCACCUUCACCAGGUCACGGAUGGAGCUGAAGAGGUUCGCUCUGUGCAUGACUCCGAGGGCAGCCUGGUCGACUGCUCAGUGAUCCAAAACGAAAUGCAAGUUAAAUCCUUCAUGCAUGUUUGCAGACUUGGUCUACGAAACCAAAUGAGCUCCGAUUUAAAGAUGAGUUUAACUGGGGUGUCCGAAGCGAAGGCGAACUGUAACAAGUUGAAAUCAAAAGGCGACAGAAACGUGAUCGCGAAAACAAAACAUGCAAAAGAGCCGAACUCUGAUGGAGCGAACAAUAAAAAGACGAGAACCAAGCGAGGCUUCACUUAUCCCGGGACACUUUGGUGUGGUGCAGGAAACAUCGCGGAUCAUUAUGAACAGUUAGGCGAAUUCGAAGAGACCGACAAAUGUUGCCGCGUCCAUGAUCACUGCCCAUACAUCAUCCAUGCAUUCUCCUCCAACUAUGGAUACACCAACUUUAAAUGGCAUUCCCUGAGCCACUGCGACUGCGACAAUGCCUUAAAGGAAUGCCUAAGACUUGUAAAUGACACUUCAUCCCGAGUGGUCGGACAGGCCUUCUUUAAUGUGAUCGAAGCGCCUUGCUUUGAAUUCUCAUUUGAAGAGCAGUGUGUUGAGCGCCAUUGGUAUGGGGUGUGUAAAAAGUAUGACAGAGUUCCCAUUGCAGUGAUUAAAGAAUCGAUCCCGUACGAUUUCGGGGGGAUUGAUGUCAUUGAUGUAUUGUCUAUCGCUCCUCCUAAGGAGAAACAGUCAGACGAAGAAAAGCAGAACAAGACUGAAAGUGCAACACGGUCGACGUUCUCUGAAUCAAAGACCGCCGCCCCUGAAGAGCCCUCGCUUACAAAUGUGGUGACAGCUGCAGAGGAUUUCAUUAAAGUCCUCGCAACAGUCUCCACCUCGCAAAGCUCAUCCACGGACGCAGCUAAAGGAGAAACUCAGGCGUCAGAGAAGAAGAGGAAGAAAAAUUCCGGGAAAAAGAAAAAAGAGAACAAGAAGAAAAGAGGGAAGGGUAAAGGCAGGAAUAAGAAUACAAAACUUGACGGCGUGUUAAAGGUCGAUGAAGGAACGGCCGGAGCGCCGCCGCCGACCGGUCAAACAGAAGAGGUCAUGGGUAAGAACAACUUCAUGGAGGAGGAAUCAGCGAAAAUGAAUCGGUUUAGCAUUAAAGAAAACAAUUUCAUGAACACUGAGCUAGACUCUGUAAACGGGCCGCUUUCUAAUAAGAUGAUGAGAGAUGAUCCUCAGAGGACAAUGAAUGAUAAUCAGGAUGUUUCAAUAAAGCCAGAUAAAGAACCAGAGAUUCUAGAGUACAGACAAGUAAAUGACACAGAGUUAGCCUCGUCCUCUCCUGCAGCAGACUUAGCUGUCCGCGAUAAGAUCAGAGCUAAGCUCAGACAAAGAGGCGGGAAGAAAAAGCAAAGAAAAAACGGUCCGUCCACAGAAGUCACCCGACCUUUUGAGAAAGAAACGCUCUCAACAAGUCCCUCACCCCUCGCAACGCCCGGUGAUACGGUGAUGCAAAGUACACAGUACACAGAAGAAAAGGGACAAGUAGUCGCUACACAAAAUACACCCAUUGUCAGACCCAGAAGGCCAAGUUCAAGGCAGAGAGAGGGAAGAAAAAGAAUGAGGAAAGUCAUUGCUUCCUCUACAGAAGAGCCCCCUCGUGUUAUUAGCUCUCAGGAUCUUCUAUUGUUCACAAGUUCUGCGACUCUCGGGCCAACUGACAUGCCAGAGAGACUGGGGCUAGACCGGCUUGAAAACACAAUGGAAAGCUUCACAUCAUCCUCAACAAAAAACAGACAACAAAGUUUGAAGGACACCAAGGGAAGAAGUGGAAGGCGUGUGAUCAGAAUCUGCUAUGAAGCGGUUUUGCCUGACGUUGAAGACACAACACCCCUCCCCAAUCUGAUGGAAAAGGACACUGCGUUUCAGUUGAAGGAUCCUGAGAUAAAUACGGCAUCAAUGAAUCCCCUUUUACAGACUAACACUCCGCCCAUGGCUACCCGCAGACCUAAGAACACGAAAGUGAAGAGAAUCAGAGAGCGAGGAAACCGAGAAAAGCGUGGAAAAUUGAAGCGAGAGUGAAAUUCAAUAAGCUCCACAUGGUGUGACCUUAUCUUCUAGGCUGCCUUAUGAUAUGCAGCAAUUUUGUUUUAAUAAGCAGCAUGUUUUUACCUACUCUGUUUUUAUAGCUCCAUUGAUGGUAGUCUGACAGAUCGGAUCAGUUUUAUAAAGCAUGUGUUUCUCGACAUGAUUUCUGAAUAAAGUAAAUAAGAGCA